This is a messenger RNA of Liolophura sinensis, 1279 nucleotides long. Its product is annotated as COP9 signalosome complex subunit 8-like. The record is from RefSeq and is a predicted model, not a curated record. Gene Ontology annotation, biological process: COP9 signalosome assembly; protein deneddylation. Gene Ontology annotation, cellular component: COP9 signalosome. NCBI's taxonomy places the organism in Eukaryota, Metazoa, Mollusca, Polyplacophora, Chitonida, Chitonidae. The transcript has 7 exons. Bases 23 to 583 code for a protein of 186 amino acids.
UUCAGAGGGCAACAACAACAACAUGUCGACAUCAGAAGAGUUUGCCAAAAUUGCUUCUGAUUUAGAGACGCAGGAAUUAGAGAGUCCAUUGGGGGUAGCAGCUCCGAAUGUGUACAGCCAGCUUCUGGCCAUUUACUUGCUGCAAAAUGAAAUGAGUCAUGCCAAGUUUCUGUGGAAGAGAAUCCCCCAAGCAGUCAAAGCUGCCAAUGCUGAGAUGGGAUUUAUUUGGGCAGUGGGGCAGAAAAUCUGGCUGCGGGAUUUCCCUGGAAUUUAUGAUUCUCUGAAGAAAGACUGGUCAGAACCCAUCAAAAAUAUCAUGACAGCCUUACAAGAAUCUACAAGACAGAGAGCGUUCAUGUUGGUAUCACAGGCUUACUCCUCCAUCAGUGGUGAUGAUUUGGCAUCGUUUGUAGGACUUCCUCUAAAAGAAGCAAUAGAUGCGGCUAUUCAGAGAGGUUGGGAAGCAAAUGCCCAAACAAGGAUGGUUAUGCCCAAAAAACCAGCUCCACCCCCUGAUCCACCAUUACCCAAUGAACAACAGCUAGGAGUUCUGACAGACUACGUCUCAUUCCUGGAAAACUGAUUGGUCAACCAAGUUUUCUGUCUAACUGGACUGUUCCAUUUAUGGAUUGUUCCAUUUAUGCACUGUUGUGGAGAUUGGUGGAGAACUCUUCUGAAUUGAAGUCACACAAAUCAGAUGUCAUCAUUGUGAACUGGUGACUUGUUAUUGGAGUGCAUCACCUGUGGAAUUUUUAGCCGUUCAUGUGUGGAGUGUUUCUCCAUGAGCAGUCAUAAAUUCUGAUUCUGAAUGCAGAGUAUAUCAUCAUAAUCUCAUUUCAACAGCAGAUAUAUUUGGAAUGAACGUCAGCAACAUAGCAGCAGCUAGCGUUCGGGGAGCUCUGUGUGCUGUAACAUCAGGCUGUGAAGAAGACUAGCCAUUAGAAACUCCAAACUGAGAAAAGAUUUCCAAAAGCAUGGAAAACUAACACAGAGGAAUUCUGUGGGAAGACAGACUAUUAUUCUGAUAGCUGAAUUAACAUCUUAAAGAGGUUAUACCAGAGAUUUGGGUAAAACAAAGUCAUCAGCUUGAAACAAUUUAACUUUUGGUAUUUUUUGUAGAAUAGCCCAUAAAAUUGCCUUUCACAAAGUAUCAACCUCGUCUGUACACAUUCUAUCGUUCAGUACUGGCAAUGACGCUCCGAAAAUUCAUGGUGCAGGUUGUAUUAUAGCUUUUUCGAACUUUUAAAUCAUUUUAACCCUACGAAUAAUACAGGUACAA